UGGUAUGAUUCCAUAGGAGCCGUUUUCGAGGGGACUUUCAACUACCCACUAUAGCUUUAUUUUCCGCUGAAUCAAGAUUUAUAUAAUUCCUAUAAUUAAAAUAAGGUGCGUAUAAUAUAGCUUGGUUUAUGCUGUGGAAUCUUUGAUAUUGAAAUGCUGCAGAUGAUAUGUUAGAGGCAUGCAAUGUACAGUAUCGAAGAUUUAGUAGACACAUGUUGCACGCUAAUUGGGUAGGAGAUAUUGAGCUGGUAAGCACCUUGUCUGAACACUUGGACUCAAGUCAUAGGAUGAUCAUGAUGGAAUUAGGAAGGAGGGGAGAUGAAUGAUUUCAAUUUCAUAUUAUAUCCAAGGAGAUUAAAGUAAAUGAUUUUGAAGUGACUGAUUGAUGGGAAGGGUACACGCAUAUAUAAGGGAAGGCUAGGUGUAUUUUGUGUCACAAUUUGGGGACAACAUUUAGGAGAGAGUCAAGUGACAGGAUCAUAUUCAUAAGCAUGGUAGCAAUGAUGGGUUGGGGAGUUGUUCCUGAGCAAGGGUGGAGGAAAGGUCCUUGGACUCCUGAAGAGGAUAAGUUGCUUAGUGAAUAUGUCAAAUUGCAUGGAGAAGGAAGAUGGAGUUCUGUGGCUAGGUGCACAGGUUUGAAUAGGAGUGGCAAGAGCUGUAGGCUGAGGUGGGUGAAUUACCUCAGGCCUGGCCUUAAGAGAGGCCAAAUAACACCUCAAGAGGAAGGCAUCAUCAUUGAGCUGCAUGCUCUCUGGGGCAACAAGUGGUCAACUAUUGCUAGAUACUUGCCUGGGAGAACAGACAAUGAGAUAAAGAAUUAUUGGAGAACCCAUUUCAAGAAAAGAGAAAGAUCAUCUAAUCAGAAACAAGAAAAGCGAAAAGCUCAAAUUCUUGAUAAAAAAUUGCAGCUACAGCAACAACAAGAGCAGCAGCAGCAGCAGCAAAUGGGUGAUGAUCAAGAAAUGAAAGGGGUCAACAAUACAGUUGAUGGAAAAAUUCACGAGGCCCAAGAAAAGCAAGAGAUGGCUUUCAUGUACCCCACUAUGGAAGAUCAAUGCUUGCCUGUGAUGUAUCAAGAUGUUGCAUCUUGGGAAGAUUUUAUGGUGGAUGAUGGAAUACUCUGGGGUGGCUUGUGGAACCUAGAUGAUCAGAUUGAUCAUAUUAGUACCAAGCAAAAUCAAGCAACAGCUUAUUCUUUUGGAGGGGGUUCAACCAAUACCUAUACUUCUACUACUGCUGGAGGCUAUAUUUUCUAAGAAUGUUUAUGGGAAACAAAUAAUGUUGAUUGGUUUAAUAUUGUUAGUAGUUGUAACAUUAUUAAUUUGCGUCAGCAAAUAAUAAGAACGAUCAUGAAUCUUGUUACG
Molecule: messenger RNA, 1364 nt
Organism: Hevea brasiliensis (rubber tree)
Lineage: Eukaryota; Viridiplantae; Streptophyta; Magnoliopsida; Malpighiales; Euphorbiaceae
Product: MYB-like transcription factor EOBI
Exons: 3
Coding region: 492-1256 (254 amino acids)
Biological process (GO): regulation of DNA-templated transcription
Cellular component (GO): nucleus
Molecular function (GO): sequence-specific DNA binding; DNA-binding transcription factor activity
Source: RefSeq, a predicted model, not a curated record